AUGCCUGCCGUGACGAGACCGGUACUCCCUCCUCUCCAGACCCCAAAGACGGCCUCGUUUCCCUCUGAGAUUGUCAACACUCCUGUGUCAUGUGUAUCGGCAAUGAUCAAACAGGAGAGUGCUGGAACUCCCAUCACCCCUCCAGUCGCCUAUACAGACUUUCUCAAGGCUCUGACACCUGUGCUGGCGAGUCCUCCUACAACAGGAGCUCUGCACAGGUCAUUGUCCGAUGAGUCGACAAGUACCAGAAACUCCAUGAUUUCCAAUGCCUCCACUUCAUCCAGUUUGUCCUCGGCCAAAAGCGAAAGCCGCAAGUCGCCAGCGGGCUCUGUACCACCAACGCCGAAUGCUCGCCACAGCCUCAAACGGCUUCGCAUACCUCACUCCCCAGCCUUUUCACCCAGCACGAGUGGCCCCUCUCCACGCACUGCAUUCAGCGGUAUGAGCGCUGGCAGUAUGAUCUUUUCCCCCUUCUCUCCAGCGGACUACCGCCAUUUCGACUCCCCGAGGAGUGCGUGCUCCAAACCAGUCAGCGUGCGGUCCGUCAUGACAAGAACGGUUGUGUACAAAAGAUCACCUCCGCUGGAACCAGCACCCAAGGGCAAGAAGCGCAAACUCGACAGCUCCGAUAUGCCUCCUCCAUCGGCCACAAAAGAACUCAUGGGCAUCUCGGUAGACAAAUUCCCCUCCACAUUGAUCGACUCGUCAUCCACCGUUGCGACCCCGCCUGAAGCACUGAGUGCUAGUACCCCUACUACUGUUUCUACGCCGACAGCUGUUGCAUCAUCAUAA
Exophiala spinifera is the source of this 792-nucleotide messenger RNA. RefSeq lists its product as uncharacterized. The coding region runs from base 1 to 792 and encodes 263 amino acids. The transcript has a single exon. NCBI's taxonomy places the organism in Eukaryota, Fungi, Ascomycota, Eurotiomycetes, Chaetothyriales, Herpotrichiellaceae. The record is from RefSeq and is a predicted model, not a curated record.